Molecule: messenger RNA, 2205 nt
Organism: Papaver somniferum (opium poppy)
Lineage: Eukaryota; Viridiplantae; Streptophyta; Magnoliopsida; Ranunculales; Papaveraceae
Exons: 5
Coding region: 1056-1571 (171 amino acids)
Source: RefSeq, a predicted model, not a curated record
CAGAGCUUUUUUUUCUCUUUCUUCUUCUGUCUUUUCUUGUUCUUCUUUAUUUCCUCCUUUACUAAGAUCAUGUCUAGGAAAAGUCCAUCAUCUUCUCGUCCUCUAAAGCGUUCCGACAUGGAUAAGACAAUUGCUUCUAAGCCUCCAACUGUCAUUAAACAGCCUGAGAUAGAUAAUGCCGCAUAUCUUGCUAAUCUGAAGGUGAAGUAUCGUCUGCAGAGAUUCAAAGUCUCCUAUGCUCAUCAUGAAAACCAGGAUGGGGUUUUGACUCGCGAGAUCGCUGAGCAAACAUGUGGUCCCAAUGAGAUAGUGAUCUCCAUGGGCCAGUUAGAAGCAAGACUUCGUCUUCAAUUGUGUUGUCCACUAAAUUCUUAUCAGUACGAGGUUCUUACCCAAAUUAAACCUCGAGGGGAUGUAUUUCAACAUAGUGGCAAUUUUUGGCGCCUACUUCGUGAGAGUGCCCGACGUAGUAAGGGUAGGUUUACUGAUCACGAGAAGAAAUAGUUCGAUCCGUCUCAUUCCGAUUUGUAUAAACUUCAUGGAGAAUUACUGGUGCCAUCCUCUCGGAGAAAAAUUUGAUGGUUUUGGUGUGGGGAUUUCGGGAUAUCGUCGUUCUUUGAAGGGUCCCUUGCUUCUUUCUGAUUUGGAUCCUCCUAAUGCCAACAAUCUUACGCUUAGUAAUACUAACGAUCCGAAGUGGUUUUUAGUUCCUCUUCGGAUCGUGGGUCCUUGAAUCUAUGGCUGGGAAGAGAUCGUAAGUGUCAUUCCUCAGCUUCUCAAUGUACAUAUCUUUCUGCCUAUAAACCCUGGGUCCUUGGAUCUAUUCGAGCUGCUGAGGAUGCUAAGCGAGGAAACUCUGUGGAAGGUUCGGGCCCUUCUCAUGCUGGUGGUGAUAUUGCGAUGCAUGCUUUGGAUGUUGAUCUUGCAUGUUUAUCUGAUGAAGAUGAUGAUGUUAUUGGUACUACUUUUGAUGAGUCCUUCUUUGAGGGUAUUGGAGACGUGCCCCACAUGAGUCUAUCCCCUUUCAGGGUGAAGGGGUUGUUCCGAGGUCGGAGAUGAACGUUCCCCAGGUGAGUUACGUCGUUGGAAAGGGUACAUCGUCUGAACGAGGUGCUCUUGGUGGUGGGGGUAGUCAGGCUGUUGUUGGUAUUGAUCAUGUUGGUUUUCCUAGCGCUUUUGCUAGUGGUUUUGCAAGUUCUUCUGCCUUAGUUCAUGCUUCUGUCUUUUUCAUCGUGUUUGAUAAGGCUGUUGAUGACGUUGUCUUGCUUUGCUCCGAUUUGUUUGCAAUCAUGAGAGGGGAGGACCAAGUACGAGUUUUGAACUCGCAAGACAGAUUGGCCCAGCGUCGUCUUGUGACCGUUAGCAAUAACCUGAGGAUUGCUAUGUUGGCCGAGUCGCGGGUGGCUAGGAAACGGGCUACCGCUUCGGAGAGCACUGUUCAACAUUUGCAAUCCGAUCUAUCGGCGGCCAGGCGUAAGAUCAAGCGUCUUCACCAAGAGAACCAGGCUCAUGAAGAAGCUCGCACUCGCCUGGCUGAGUUGGAGAAGCAGGUGGUAGAUUUGAAUGAAUAGAAGGAGAAUUUAGACCAUGAGCUCAAUGAUAUUGAAGAUCGGCAUGAGGAGGAGAUCGAGGCUGUCAAUCAAGAAUGGGUGCAGAAGGUUCAGGAUCUCCAUGCUGAAUAUGCUGUGAAAAUCAAGAAUUCCUACAAGGCUGUGAUUCAUCGUGAGCGUCAGAAAAUUGUUGUUGGCUCCCCAUCUAUUGUGAAUCGUGCCCCAGUUGAAGAGGUUGUUUCUCCAUUCGAGGGAUAUGGAAAAGAUGACGGUCCAUCCGAGGGAUCUGGGAAAGAUAAGGCUGUUGCUUGAGCAUGUUGUAAUAUCUUAGUUUAUCUAUCUUUAGGUUCAUAGUUUGGGUAGUUCAUCUUGGUGUUUUUUCUCCUCUUUUGGUAUUUAUACUAUUGGUGUUGCGUUGUUGGUAAUCCCUCGUGUGUUAUCCGAGGCAAUGUUUAAAGGUGAUGGUCGUGGUGACAAGUCCUCGUGCUCAUUCCGAGGCUUUUUUUUUUAGUUUUUUUUUUGUGUGGAUCUUCGUGCUUAUUCGGAGGUUGGUCAAUGGUGGUAAGUCCUCUGCUGUUUGAGGAAUUAUAACUACAUAGUUUUUGUGAUUUGAUCGUCUUUUAUAUGAAAUGUUCGACUUCUUUUCUUUUUAUCA